UUGUUGCUGUUGCCUGUUAACGCCGCUUGAAUGUCGUUACUUUACUGUAGUGUGGAGUAUAAUGGUGAAACAAUCAGUCUUUCUACGGGUCAAGAGACAUUUGUGAGUGAUUGAGAAGCUUCCCUUGCUUCCAGCAAUGUCGAGCCCCUCUACUACCCACUUAACUUUACCGCAUUGGGACGGGGGCUCUCGGAAAAUUCGCUUUAUUCAGCUGGUGAAUCUGACAUCGUUCAGACUGACGGACUGCUCCAACAAGAGUCCAGUGGUUCCUCUCUUUUUAGGCGCUGAUCUGUUUUCCAACACAGACAUUCGCACAGAGAACCAUCCCAGAUACCAUGCCAAGUUUGCCAAGAAAGGCUUUGCAACGAAAAUACAUUUUUCCUCAGCGUUCAGGUUCCAUGGGCUGAAGGUAUCUACUGCAAACAACAGCCUCUGGUUCUACAGCGUUCAAGGACUUUUCCGAGUAGCGUUCGAGAUGUACAGUAAGCAGGAGCAGCUUGAUGUGCUUGAGAACUUCCAGGAUGUUUGGAAAUCCCAGAUAAAUGACAGCCCUCUGAAAACGAGUUACAGCCUCAGUGUGCAGCUGGACAACGCUCCGUCCAGCAGCCUGCAGGAUACAGAAUCCAGGAGGGAAAUGUCACAACCUCAGCAUCGCCAGUUUGGUAGGGAAUCGAUGGAUGUAUAUAGCAGUGAAACAGUUGAUGCAUCAGCAGAUCACGACUACUGUUCUUUUCCUAAACAGACAUUGCAAACAGAGCACAGCCAACUUGUUGUUUCGACAGUGAGAGAGAAAUUACAGAGCUUGGAUGACAAACUCUCCUCUGUGACUCACAGCUACACAGACCAGCUGGAGACUAUCUUGCUGCUUUUGGAGAACAUUGAGCGGUACAUGAAUGGGAAUCUAGAAGAAAAGGAUGUAACAGACACGGUCAUAGCCCUACUAAAGGCCAAAGACUGGGGCAGUGUGUAUUCAAGUUCCCUGCUCUGUGGUGUAGGACGGUGGCUAGGCCAGCAGUUUCACGCAGCCAACGGCAGCAUCAGCCAGAGAGUGGAGGACUUUAAAGUUCAGCACAUUGAGCGGAUUAGUGACUUGCCACCUGCUGAGGAACUAGUGACAGAGCUUUUCCCAGAAGCCAUGCAGACUCUGCUGCUACAUUGGAUGGGUUUAAGUGAGGAGUCCACUGUGGAGAAGAGACACAGCGAGUUCCCCAUCCUGCUCCUCAUCCUCGAGUUCGCCAACCACAACCUCAUCACCGGUGUUGCUCAUGUGCUGUACUCCAGUCUUAUAUGUAAAUAGGAGAUUUUCAUUUCGGCGUAAACACCAAGAAUUUAACUGAACCUUUUUUUACCAGUAUUCUAAUAAAUAUCUAUUUUUGUAUAUGAAA
This is a messenger RNA of Trematomus bernacchii (emerald rockcod), 1385 nucleotides long. RefSeq lists its product as uncharacterized. NCBI's taxonomy places the organism in Eukaryota, Metazoa, Chordata, Actinopteri, Perciformes, Nototheniidae. The transcript has 4 exons. Bases 137 to 1297 code for a protein of 386 amino acids. The record is from RefSeq and is a predicted model, not a curated record.